Molecule: messenger RNA, 1653 nt
Organism: Metarhizium brunneum ARSEF 3297
Lineage: Eukaryota; Fungi; Ascomycota; Sordariomycetes; Hypocreales; Clavicipitaceae
Gene: AVT2
Product: Vacuolar amino acid transporter 2
Biological process (GO): amino acid transmembrane transport
Cellular component (GO): endoplasmic reticulum
Molecular function (GO): L-amino acid transmembrane transporter activity
Source: RefSeq, a predicted model, not a curated record
AUGAGCGAGGCCAAGAACAAUGGCGAGCCGAACCGGCACGAGGAAGCCCACGGAUUGUUGGCCAGCAGCGACUUUGAUGACCACGAGGACGAUAUCGUUGUCUACGCCGCCAAUGGGGACGGCAAACGAGAGCAAGGCAGCCACAGCGACACGUCGCCGUCGCCGCCUAAAGUAAAAACACCACGGACGCCGAACCGAGUGCAGUUUGAUUUAAACCCUGCUGUUAUCGGAGAUGCAAAUGGAUCCGCUCACGGCGGGAGGAGGUCUUCCUCCGAGGAGAGCUUCGAAUUUGACGACGAUGUGGAAAUCCAGGGCCACCACUCGCAUCGGGUGCCCUUGCUGACCGACAUGGAGGCACCCAGCGUCGCCGUUGCGAAUACACUUGGAAAUGAUGCAAACGACGACGGCAACCGAUUAGAACAGGCGAUGCGACGACCCAAGUCGGGGCUCAAAUCGGCCUUUAUGAACAUGGCCAACUCGAUCAUUGGAGCUGGCAUCAUUGGACAGCCAUAUGCUCUUCGACAGGCAGGUCUCCUGUCCGGCAUACUCUUACUCGUUGGGCUGACGGUGGUGGUGGACUGGACCAUUUGCCUCAUCGUGAUCAACAGCAAGCUGAGUGGGACGAGCAGUUUCCAAGGCACCGUAGAGCAUUGCUUCGGACGCCCCGGUCUCGUGGCCAUCAGCCUGGCCCAGUGGGUGUUUGCCUUUGGCGGCAUGGUAGCGUUUGGCGUCAUUGUGGGAGACACGAUCCCCCAUGUGCUGGUUGCCAUCUGGCCGAAUCUAGGCACGGUGCCAUUACUUGGACUCUUGACGGACAGGAGAGUUGCCAUCGCAGUGUUUGUAAUGGGCGUGAGCUAUCCACUGACCUUGUACCGCGAUAUUGCGAAACUGGCCAAGGCGAGUACCUUUGCCUUGAUUGGCAUGUUGGUCAUUGUGGUGACGGUGGUGAUUCAAGGAUUCUUUGUGCCGUCCGAGUCCAAGGGUUCGUUUAGUACGCCGCUGUUGACUGUGAACGGGGGCAUUUUCCAGGCCAUUGGUGUGAUUUCAUUUGCUUUCGUUUGUCACCACAACUCAUUAUUGAUCUACGGCUCUCUGAAAACGCCCACGAUUGACAACUUUUCCCGCGUCACGCACUACUCCACAGGCAUAUCCAUGAUGGCUUGUCUAUUCAUGGCUCUGGCAGGAUUCCUUACCUUCGGAGACAAGACGCUCGGCAACGUCCUGAACAACUUCCCCUCGGACAACAGCAUGGUCAAUGUUGCCCGUCUCUGCUUUGGCCUCAACAUGUUGACUACCUUUCCUCUGGAGGCCUUUGUGUGUAGAGAGGUGAUGCUCACAUACUGGUAUCCCGAUGAAGACUUCAACCUCCGACGGCACAUCAUCUCCAGCACGGCACUGGUAGCAUCUGCCACGGCCAUCAGCUUGCUAACAUGCGACCUGGGCGUGGUGUUUGAGCUGGUCGGGGCAACGAGUGCUGUUGCCAUGGCGUACAUACUGCCGCCCAUGUGCUACAUCAAGCUCACGACUAAGAGUUGGCGAACAUAUAUGGCAUAUGCGGUGGUGGUGUUUGGCGUCGCUGUCAUGGUGAUUAGUGUGGUCCAGGCAGUUGACAAGAUGGUUCACGGGUCCGACGAGGCGACCCAGUGUGUAUGA